AUGACGACGGCUGCCACGACGAAUACUAGGAAAAAGACCUUUUCGAUGCAACAUACCGUACCACGCCUCCCUAUCCCUUCAUUGGAAGAGUCCUGUGCGCUCUAUCUACAAUCCUUACGUCCAUUGCUGUCACCAGAUGAAUACCAAAAAUCAGCAACGUUGGUUCAAGACUUUGUGAACAGUGAUCUUGGCAAAUCCCUGCAACAACGACUUGCGGAUAUUGAUCAAGCUUCUCCUUACAAUUGGCUUGAAGAUAACUUUUGGCUACGAAAAGCCUAUCUGGAAUGGCGGGAUCCACUUAUGGUCAACAGCAACUGGUAUAUGCUUGGCGUCAAUGAUCCAAAUCAUCCACAAGAAUUAUUGACCACCAAUGGAGGUGUGUUGCCCAAAGGCGAGUUUACGCAUUUUCAAAUCCAUCGAGCUGCACACUUGAUUCACCGCGGUUUGGAGUACAAGGAAAUUCUUGAAAACGAAGACAUUCCUGCCGACAUGAUCCGAGGAAACAAGGCUCAAUGCAUGUGGCAGCAUACCCGUAUCUUUUGCUUGACACGCAUUCCAAUGCAUCAUUGCGACAAGUUGGUUCAAUACGAUAUGGCAUCCACCAAGCACAUUAUUGUCCUUGUACGGGAUCAGGUUUAUAAGCUCCCUGUAUACAAGCAGCAACCUGGUACAACAACAUGGACAUUAUUGACACGUCAAGAAAUCGAGCAUGCUCUUUUGGCUAUCGUAUGCCAUGUACAACGCAUGGACAGCAAUCAACUACAACCUCCCAUUGGUCUUCUUACAUCCUGGGAUCGAGAUAAUUGGGCUGUGGCACGCAACCAUCUACUUGCUUUGGACACCAUCAACAAGGCUACCAACCAGGAUAUUGAAUCCAGCCUUUUUGCUGUAGCCUUGGAUGAUUACAGUAAUGGAGCCGAUAUGGGAGGACGUACCAAGAUGGCCUUUUGUGGUAAUUUGGGAAUCGGCAAUGGGCACAAUCGGUGGUAUGACAAGAGUAUCACUGUCUUAGUGGAAAGCAACGGCCAAUGCGUGUAUACGGGUGAACAUUCGCCUGCCGAUGCGCUCCUUGUCAGCUAUGUCUUUGAUCACAUGCUCAUUGAACCAUGCCCGCCACCCUUUGACAUCCGCCCUGUGGCACCUGACGCAGUACAAGAUGCAUCAUGCUUUGAACAUCUCACAUGGAAGGUUGAUCCGGUUAUUGAAAAGUGCUUGGAGAAUGCUCAAAAGGCGGCCGAUGAUACAGCAGCAUUCUCAGAUUCAUACGUUGAAGUUUUUGAAGAUUAUGGCACCGAUUGGAUCAAAAAAGUAGCCAAGCUCCCACCCGACGCCUUUUAUCAAAUGACAAUUCAACUUGCAUACCACCGUAUCCAUGGCAAGGUUGCGCCAACGUAUGAGACAGCAUCCACUCGGCAGUUUUUACAUGGUAGAACGGAUACCAUUCGUACAUGCAGUGUGCAAAGCAAACGAUUGUGUGAAGAAUGGAUGAAUGAGCAAAACGAUGCCAAAACCAAGUACGAUCUUUUGAAAGAUGCCAUCAAUGUCCAUCGCAAGUACACCCAAAUCUCGAGUAAUGGCCAUGGAUGUGAUCGUCAUUUGAUGGUGCUGCGUCUACUCAACAUGGAUCAUCAAAUUGUAUCUCCUACCACGGGCAAGCUUGUACCAGCACCUAUGCAUCCAAUGUUUGAAGAUCCUAUAUUCAGCAAAUCACAAACAUGGGUGCUUAGUACAUCCAAUUUGCAUUCGGGAGUUCGUCUUAUGGGCACUGGUUUUGGUUCAGCUGUCAAGGAUGGCUAUGGUGUCAAUUACAUGGCCGCUCCCACAGUGGUCAAGUUCACUAUUGAAGUAAAGCAAGUGCCUGAUACAGUGUCUGCCAAAGAAUUUGGUGCAACUUUACGCAGAGUACUAUUGGAGCUCAAGGACGUUUGUGAAAAAGUCCACCAAUCCACAUCUUCAACAACAGUGCAGGCAAGGAUGUGA
Messenger RNA from Lichtheimia ornata, 1980 nucleotides. RefSeq lists its product as uncharacterized. Gene Ontology annotation, molecular function: acyltransferase activity. Lineage: Eukaryota; Fungi; Mucoromycota; Mucoromycetes; Mucorales; Lichtheimiaceae. The transcript is spliced from 5 exons. Bases 1 to 1980 code for a protein of 659 amino acids. The record is from RefSeq and is a predicted model, not a curated record.